AUGGAUAUCAUUGUUUCUAAACUCGAAGGCUGUGCCUUCCUGUUUCGAAUCCCCAACGUUGCUACCCGGAAUCAUGUUAUCAAACAGCGUUUAUGGCAAAUCGAGGGCCAAACGAUGUUUGUAGCAAACUGGGAGCCAGGUAACCUCCCUGAGAAACCUGCACUAACUUUUGCCCCAAUCUGGCUAGAACUUCGGAAUGUCCCUCUCCAAUUCUUCAAUGAGGAUGGACUGGAAAGGAUCGCGGGCCUGGUAGGACAUCCCAAGUAUCUUCAUCCAGCUACGGCCAACAAAACAAACUUAGAAGUUGCUAAGGUGCUCACUAUCAUUGAUCCGAGAGAGCCUCUACCGGAAGCAGUCAAUGUUCAAUUUGAUUCUGGCCACAUUGCAAGGGUGAAAGUGUCGAGCCCGUGGAUGCCACCGGUUUGUUCUCACUGUAAGGAGAUUGGCCACAACAUAAAGCGCUGCCCCACUCCACCAAAAACUUGCAAAACUUGCAAGUCUACGGUUCACACAUCUGAAGACUGCCCCCGUGCUAAAAAUCAGAGCCAGAAGAAAAGUAAGAGGCCGAGACGCCCAACCUCCCCUCGGGGCCCAGUUCAUACCGUGCAACAGGAUGGCUCAACUCCUAGCACAGAUGCAAGAGGUGAGAACCUUUUGACCGAUAAGGGAAAGGGCAUAGCAGUCUCAACUGACCCCCAACCCUCAUCUUCCAAGGCUCGAACAAAGACUGUUAUCACUGCAAGUUUUGCGGGACCCAGUAGGGCAUCUGAUGGCCGUUCAGUCUCUGAAGUUGAUUCUGAUUCUUCUGACAUCCCUUCAUCUGACCCUGAUACUGAAGAAGGAGAAUACAUUCCGGUUAGAACAAGACAUAAGGCCAGAUAUGGUCGGGACAGAGGUCCCAAACCCAACUAA
Molecule: messenger RNA, 912 nt
Organism: Brassica rapa (field mustard)
Lineage: Eukaryota; Viridiplantae; Streptophyta; Magnoliopsida; Brassicales; Brassicaceae
Molecular function (GO): nucleic acid binding; zinc ion binding
Source: RefSeq, a predicted model, not a curated record